Messenger RNA from Dalotia coriaria, 931 nucleotides. RefSeq lists its product as uncharacterized. The transcript is spliced from 5 exons. The coding region runs from base 76 to 705 and encodes 209 amino acids. The record is from RefSeq and is a predicted model, not a curated record. NCBI's taxonomy places the organism in Eukaryota, Metazoa, Arthropoda, Insecta, Coleoptera, Staphylinidae.
AAAAGCAAACUCAGAAUUAGUAAAUUUGUACAAAGCAACUGUGCUCUUCCAAGUACCCAAUUCACAAAAUAAAACAUGAAAGGUGCUAUUUUCUACGCAGUAGUUUGCCUAACUAUAAUUAACAUCCUAGCCGUACCCCCUGAUCAACAAGAUGCCGAUAUAAUCAAUACUUUCAAUGGGCAACUACAACAAUUAAUCGCAAAUAGCAACAUUGAUCCUAUUUUGAUUCCUAUUGCGUCAACAGAUCACUUACGAGGACGUUUGAUUUGGAACGAUAUAAUAAUCAGAGGAUUAUCUAGUCUUAAUGUAGAUACUAGUACUUCAUACAAUUUAAAAGUUAACCAGGAUACGCAUAUUGUAAAUGUUACUCUUGUUGCUCACAAUCUCAGGUGUGAGUGUGAUUUUGUUUAUUACAAAACAGUAAUCCUACGAUUUGAAGGCCACGGGUUUGGAAAUAUCAGCUCACUUCAAAUUCCAAUGCAAUAUACGAUACAUCAAAAUAAUCCGAAUAACAUCACAAUUGAUAAUUACAAAUUUGAUUUUAAAAAUAUUGAAUGGGAUCUUACCACGACUGAUAUUCGCACAAUUUUGGUCUAUAACCCGCUUACGAAGAAAAUAGUCCAAGCUCAAUUUCACGACGCUGUCAUAGCAAUUCUUCAAACUAUUGCAGAAAAUAUAAUGCAACUUGCAAUCGGAAAGUUGUAGUCAAAACAAGCUUUCGCAGUUAGUUGUUGGGUAUGCUCUAACCAUAUAUCAAAAACAUUCGGGAUGACAUCACAAGUUAUCGCAACUUUUUCGACAUUUUAAAUUUUUUUAAACUUUCAAGCAUGGCAAGAAGGUUUCUCUUAAGCUCUAUACCUACAUGUGUUUCUAUUUUCAACUUUCUAAAACAAGAGUAAAAAAUAAAUAAAAUCCCAUCCGAUGUCUCGCA